Messenger RNA from Oxyura jamaicensis (ruddy duck), 2544 nucleotides. RefSeq names its product guanosine monophosphate reductase (gene GMPR). Gene Ontology annotation, cellular component: GMP reductase complex. The record is from RefSeq and is a predicted model, not a curated record. NCBI's taxonomy places the organism in Eukaryota, Metazoa, Chordata, Aves, Anseriformes, Anatidae. Gene Ontology annotation, biological process: nucleotide metabolic process. The transcript has 9 exons. Bases 335 to 1372 code for a protein of 345 amino acids. Gene Ontology annotation, molecular function: GMP reductase activity.
UGCCCUUAAGCCGCCGGCGGUGCCCGCGCCGCGCCUCGCCCUGCACGGGCGGCUGCAGGCGGGCACCGCGUCCCCGUCCCCGUCCCCACACGCACGGCCAGCGCCCAGCCCGGCGGAGAAGCAGGGGCAAGCGGCGGCCGGCUGCGCUCCUAAUAAAGCGCCCUAUAAAUAGGCUCCGUGCGCGGCCCUCGGGCUUUGGCCGCCGCGGCUCUGCAGGCGGCGCGGUGCAGCCCAGCCCAGCCCAGCCCAGCCGAUCCGAGCCGAGCCGUGCCGUGCCGAUCCGAGCCGAGCCGGCAGGAGAGCUGGGGCUGCCGCAGCCUGACCCCCAAGCAAGAUGCCCCGGGUGGACGCAGACCUCAAGCUGGACUUUAAAGAUGUCCUGCUCAGACCCAAAAGAAGCAGCCUCAAAAGCAGAUCAGAGGUUGACCUCACGCGCACCUUCACCUUCCGCAACUCCAAGCAGACGUACACAGGAAUUCCCAUUAUAGUGGCAAACAUGGACACAGUGGGGACAUUUGAAAUGGCUGUGGUUAUGGCUAAACAUGCAAUGUUCACUGCAAUUCACAAGCAUUAUUCUCUGGAAGAAUGGAAGCUGUUUGCUGCCAAUCACCCAGAAUGCCUUGAGCACGUAGCAGCAAGCUCAGGUAGCGGCAAAGCUGAUUUAGACAAGUUAACAAGUAUUCUAGAGGCCAUCCCACCCAUCAGAUACAUCUGCCUGGAUGUGGCAAACGGCUAUUCGGAACACUUUGUGGAGUUUGUGAAGUCUGUCCGUGCCCUGUUCCCAAAUCAUACCAUUAUGGCAGGCAAUGUGGUGACAGGAGAGAUGGUAGAAGAACUUAUUCUUUCUGGAGCAGAUAUUAUUAAAGUGGGUAUUGGACCAGGUUCCGUGUGUACCACUCGGAUUAAGACAGGGGUGGGCUAUCCCCAGCUAAGUGCUGUUAUUGAGUGUGCAGACUCAGCACAUGGCUUGAAAGGACAUAUCAUCUCUGAUGGAGGAUGCAGCUGCCCAGGAGAUGUCGCCAAAGCGUUUGGAGCCGGCGCCGAUUUUGUCAUGCUUGGAGGAAUGUUUGCAGGCCACGACCAGUGUGCUGGAGAGAUCAUGGAAAAGAAUGGCAAGAAGGUGAAACUCUUCUAUGGGAUGAGCUCUGAUACAGCCAUGAAGAAGCAUGCAGGAGGGGUUGCUGAAUACAGGGCUUCGGAGGGCAGAACCGUGGAGGUGCCGUACAGAGGGGAUGUGGAGCUCACCAUCCUGGACAUCCUGGGGGGACUGCGCUCCACCUGCACCUACGUGGGAGCUGCCAAACUCAAGGAACUGAGCAGGAGAACAACGUUCAUCCGGGUCACCCAGCAGCACAGCCAGGUCUUCUCGUAGCCCAGGACCGGGGAACUGGAGAGAGGGACAGGGGGAGAGGAGCAGGAAGGGCUGGUGUUUUGUUUUGCUUUCUCCUCCUUGGUGUGUCAGUGGCAAGUUCUCCUCUCUCCGCAGAUGGCAGUCUCAUAGCCAUGAUGGCUGGGAUUUGGAAGGGGAAGGUUGUGCUAUUAACACAGUGCCAUUGGUUCAAAAUGCAAUAGCCUCAUCUUUUCUUGUGCCUAUUUUAUUUCUUAAUAAUUUCUUCUCCUGUUUCUUCCCCUCUGACAAAUAGCUGCUGAAACCUCAGUUAACAAGGAAUUGGCUUGUACAGAUACGCCUGUUACACCUGCACACAUACACACAUUCCCUCUUUGAAGACUGGCCUGUCAGCUACCACUGCUUCUGACAGUGCACCCUCCAGAAAUUGCAGGCUGGGAGAGAAAAAAGAUGGAAGGGGUUGAGUGGAGGAAUCAAAACCCAAAUUGUUCGCCUUUCCUCUGGCAAAAGGGUCGUUGUUUGCGGCAGGGCUGCCAGCCUGCACAACGUCAGAGGUGGAUGAGGCCUGACUACUGCCAGCUUCUUACUGUGAAGAUAAAAUGCCAGAUCUCCACUCUCAGUUCGAAGGGCUGGUACUGCCAUUUGUACUAAAUCUCCCUAUUUCAACGGACCUGCCUCUUCAGGGAAGUUGUCAGUGAAUGUGGCAAACCCAUGUUGUCCUCCCUGCCUCCAUCCGUGGAGAUCAUUCAGGAGAGAACAUCUCAGAGCUUGCCUGCUUCUUUGUGCAUGCCAUUACUGUAUUACCUGGGUUCCCGCUUUUACCUGUGCUCUGUGAUCAGAAUUUUUCAAGACCUACAACCUCAGCAACAGUAAACCCACCAAGGGGAGGUUUCUCCGCAGCCCUCCCUGCUCCCUCGUAAGUUUUCUGCCUGUUCACGUCCAUUUAGCAAAGACGUAAAGAUGCUGUGCUGUGCACUCUGUGCCAGGUGAAUAAGGUCGGAGAGAUCAAACUCACCUCUUGCUUUUUGGUACCACUCCUUUGCAGUCCGUAGCAUCGUGAAAAUCAAAAGGGAGCUUUCAGCAGAACUGCCUGAUUGCAAGACACUGGCAGAUUGAGUUAAAGCACUUGCUCUAAAGGCAGUAAUGAAUGUUUAAGACUCUGGGUAACACUUUAAUAAAGUGCAACAGCCCACUAA